This is a messenger RNA of Epinephelus fuscoguttatus (brown-marbled grouper), 2185 nucleotides long. RefSeq names its product secernin 2 (gene scrn2). NCBI's taxonomy places the organism in Eukaryota, Metazoa, Chordata, Actinopteri, Perciformes, Serranidae. The record is from RefSeq and is a predicted model, not a curated record. Gene Ontology annotation, biological process: proteolysis. The transcript is spliced from 9 exons. Bases 510 to 1775 code for a protein of 421 amino acids. Gene Ontology annotation, molecular function: cysteine-type exopeptidase activity; dipeptidase activity.
GCGUUUUGCGGGAGCCACACAUAAAGGCGGAAUGACACGGAGCGACAGGCGCGUCGCUGCUCCGGAAAGAGACGGGGAGUGACAGUGUGGCCACUUGGCUCAGUCAGGCCUUAUCUGGAUCAAACACUGAUCACAAACCCAGCUCCGCCACAGACGACAUCUGCGAUCAGCGCACUUUUGGCGACAUUAUUUCCGGGCUGAACGCGAUUCAUGGUCGCAAAUGGGAGACGAGUGCGAUAAUGGAGCAACGUGGCGGACGGAUUUGUGAAGAUUACAGUCAAUAAAGUGCUGUGCACAAGACUGCCUCCUAAUCCCUGUGUGAAAGGGAUGGGCAGUGCACCGGCUGGAUCUGUCUUUCUGCAAAAAAAAAGCUGGGUGGAGGACGGAGGGAGACUCUUCCUCUUGACUCCACACAUGCACAUUAUGGUCACAAGGGUGUAGGCUCACUCGUGUCGGAUGUCAAACGCGUUGUCAGACUCUUAUGAUUAGUUAGAAGUCAGAUUGUUUACAUGAGGAUGGCAGAGCCUCCCAUGUCAUGUGAUUGUUUUGUUUCCUUGCCCCCCGGAUCUCGCGAUGACCAUGUGAUUUUUGGGAAGAACUCUGACCGUCCCCGAGAUGAGGUGCAGGAGGUGGACCACUACCCUGCAGCAUCUCACCCCCCGGGCUCCAUGCUGGAGUGCACAUACAUCCAGAUCCCUCAGGUGGAGCAGACCCACGCUGUUGUCCUCAGCAAACCUGCCUGGAUGUGGGGCGCUGAAAUGGGAGCCAACGACCAGGGAGUCUGUAUUGGAAAUGAGGCUGUGUGGACCCGAGAGCCCAUCGCCCCCGGAGAGGCUCUGCUGGGCAUGGACCUCGUCAGACUGGGGUUGGAGCGUGGUGACAGUGCCUGGGCGGCGCUGACAGUGAUCACCGGCCUCCUGGAGCAGCAUGGCCAGGGAGGGCAGUGCAGGGAGGACCCUGAGCCCUUCAGCUACCACAACACCUUCCUCCUGGUAGACCGCAAUGAGGCCUGGGUCCUGGAAACCACUGGAAAGCUGUGGGUGGCGCAGAAGGUCACAGAGGGCGUGAAGAACAUCUCCAACCAGCUGACCAUCGGUGCUGACGUCUCCGCGGAGCACCCAGAGCUGCGGAGUGUGGCCCAGGCUCAGGGCUGGUGGGAUGGUGAGGGAGAGUUCAACUUCUCCCAGGUGUUCAGCCCAGACAACCCACCUGCCAGGAUGGAGCUGGCCAAAAAGCGCUACAAGGGAGGCACAGAGCUACUCCAGCAACAUGACGGCUCAGUGACGGCAGAGGUGAUGAUGUCCAUUCUGAGGGACAAGCCCAGCGGCAUCUGCAUGGAUUCUGGGGGUUUCUGCACCACAGGCAGCAUGGUGUCUGUCCUGCCCAGAGACCCCAGCCUGCCCUGCAUCCACUUCUUCACUGCCACCCCCGACCCCUCCAGGUCUAUAUUCAAGCCUUUUAUCUUCUCGGACUUUUACACUCCAGUGCCGAGGGUGGUCUCCCCACAGUUCGGCCCAGACGACCCUGUCAGGAAGCAGCCUCGCUUUCAGAGCCAGGUGGACCGCAGACAUGACCUGUACAAGGCCCACCAGGUGGCGCUCAACACUAUGGAUACCAACCCGGACGAGGGUUUAGGUGCCUAUGAGAUCCUGAGGGACCUGGAGUCACAGUGUCUGAGCGACAUUUCAGCCAUGCUGAACGGAGAGAUCCCAGGAGAAGAACUGGGGGACUUGUUUUUUGACUCCGUGGACACAGAGAUAAAAUUCUACCAGUGAGGAGCGCCCUCAGGUGGACAUCCCUAACGCUCGCAGAGUUGCAGGAGAGCGCCCUGGGACUGUUAAAAACUCUGUGUGCUCCUCGUCUGAUUGGCCUCUCCCUCACUCACACAACACACAUCCCUGACACCAUUCCAUCAUUAACACAGACUACGUGUCUAAACUGCACUUGUGAUUGGAGCAAAUGUAUCAUCUGUAUCACCCAGGGAGCAAAUGAGUGCACCUCAUUAGUGAGUAGGCCUUUAUUGAUGUAGACUACACAGGCAAUUGUAUGUAGAGCGAGCUGUGUGAAGUUGCACAAAUACUGUGAGUGUGGCGUUUGUUUAACAUUUUGUUUGUUGUUGCAAAUGAAUGGGUUGUCAUUUGAGGGCUACUUGUAGGGAAAGAUCUAAUAAAGAAUGUGCUUAGUC